This is a messenger RNA of Acromyrmex echinatior (Panamanian leafcutter ant), 1621 nucleotides long. Its product is annotated as lipase 3-like. Lineage: Eukaryota; Metazoa; Arthropoda; Insecta; Hymenoptera; Formicidae. The record is from RefSeq and is a predicted model, not a curated record. Gene Ontology annotation, biological process: lipid metabolic process. Gene Ontology annotation, molecular function: hydrolase activity, acting on ester bonds.
CAUUAGUGUUCCUUAGACGUAUAAAUAUCGUGACAGAAACAAGAAGAGCUCAGUUGUAGAGAACACAGUCGUAUUUUAUUUUUCUCUUUCAUCUUUUAUUAUUACAGCUUAACGUUUCGGGGGAUCCGUGAUCCAAUUCAAAUCUUUUCGUCGUCGAUUCUAUCAAAUUCAAAUCCUAUCGCCGACAUGAUGUGCCAAAUCGUGAUAGCAUUCCUUUUGGUUCACAACCUUGCAGCCGUGACAUUCGACAUUCCACAAGACAUCUCGCCGAGCGCGCUCAUGAAUACGAUGCGGAAUAGCAAAGAACAACUGAACAGCGCCAAAUUUAAUAGCGAUGCCAACCUUAAUACAGUACAAAUGAUAAGAAAAGCUGGUUAUCCUGCAGAGGCUCAUGUUAUACAGACGCAGGAUGGUUAUCUUUUAACACUUCAUCGUAUCCCAAGUAACGAGCAUCAGCCAGUGUUGUUGCAGCAUGGUUUGUUGUGCAGCUCUGCCGACUGGGUCAUUGCCGGCAAGGAUAAAGGACUUGCUUUCAUAUUGGCUGAUCAAGGCUACGAUGUUUGGUUGGGCAAUAUUCGUGGGAAUACUUACUCAAGGGCACAUGUUUCUUUAUCUCCAUCGGAUUCAAGAUUUUGGAAUUUCAGCUUUCAUGAAAUGGGCAUCUAUGAUUUACCUGCGAUGAUUUCAUAUAUCACGAAUAUAACAUCACAUCCAUUGCACACAUACAUUGGUCAUUCGAUGGGUACAACUUCUUUUUAUGUAAUGGCAGUGGAACGUCCAGAAAUUGCUCGAAUGGUGCAAAUGAUGAUUAGUCUCGCGCCUGCAGUUUUUAUGAAUCAUAUGAAAAGUCCAAUACGAUAUUUUUCUCGUUUCACACAGGAAUUUGAGAUAAUCGCACAUUUCUUCGGUAAAAACGAGUUUCUGCCACACAGCGAUAUGCUAUACUAUCUGUCUAAGUAUGGCUGUGAGAUGUUUAAUAUUGAGAAGGAGAUCUGCGCCAACGUGAUAUUCCUAAUCUGUGGAUUCGACAAAGAACAGUUCAACUACACUCUGCUACCAAUAAUUGUGAAUCACGAUCCAGCCGGCGCCUCGGCUAAAACGCUGGUGCACUUUAGCCAGGAAAUCAAAUCGGGCAAAUUCCGUCAAUACGACUAUGGACGCAAAAAUAAUUUGCUGAUUUAUAAUGCAACGGAACCGCCGGAUUACGAUCUAGGGAACAUCACCUUGCCAAUUGCGAUAUUCUACGGCGACAAUGAUUGGUUGGCCAACAGUGUGGAUGUGAAGAAACUUUACCACCUGUUACCCAACAUAUUGGAUAUGUACAGAGUACCUAAAUUUAAUCACCUGGAUUUCAUCUGGGGCAAGGAUGCGCCUAAGCUCGUGUACAAGAGACUGCUUGAGAUUAUGAAGAAGAUAAUGUGCCAUAACGAUAAUAAAGAUAAUAAAGAUAAGAAAUGACUGAGAUAUCAAAGAUGUUACCAUAAAUUAAGAGUAAUUUAGCUCACUAUUUUAUAGUAGUUUGUGUAGAUGUAUUAAAAUGGCAUUAUUUUGUCGCUUUGAUCGUUUGACGUAAAACUGAAUGAAAUUUUCAAUACAAACAAAAAUGUAUUACAAAUUUCAA